UUGUCUCGUUGCGUGUCUGCUCCCGAUUUAUAUGCUGACGGGUUGGUGUGUGAUAGUUUCAAAAAUAAUCAUCCCCUAAACACUAAACGCGCCAAACACACAUCACUUUCCCCAACCUGUCACACGCACCAGCGCACGAGGAUGGACUAAAUGAAUGGGGAGAGAGGAAGAGGAAGUGCGAGAAGAUUGAGAUGGUCCUUGUUUUUUUUUUUUUGGUGAUCUAUGUUGAUUAAACUUCGUAUUGACUUUGUUCCCAUACCUCGUUGAGUUGCCUCCUUUAAAUGUUGUAACAUUGGUGUCAGAAGUGGGAUUAUAGACGACUCAACGAACGGGAGGUAAGUUAGUAAUGGCUUCCCCUAUUAUGAAACAACUAGACCAACUCUUGAUUAAAGAACUAAAACAAGAGCUUCGGUAUCGAGGUCUAAAGCUUGGUGGUAGCAAGGAGACACUUACAGCUCGUCUCCGGCAGGCCCUGAUUGAGGAAGAAGAAGACCUAGACAGUUAUCAAUUCGAAGUAGGGCCAGAUAUAACUGAACUCCUAGGUAAGAUGCAGGAAAAGAUGGAUACACUUGAUAUAGGGAUUAGAACCAUGCAGGACAAAAUAGACACACUGGAUUCAGGGAUCAGGACUGAAUUGGUAUCGAUUAACCAGAAGAUAACCACAAUGGAGGUCACGAUGAACCAGAGAGUCGAUGUGGUAAAAAAAGACAUAGAAAAACUGAAAGUUCAAGUUAGAGAAGGGCUCAGCAAGGCGCCGGUGAGUAAUACAGGAUCAAUGUUACCCGAAGGGCUUGUAAAGAUGAAUACAGGAUCAAUGUUACCCGAAGGGCUUGUAAAGUUGAAACCUCCUGUGUUUGAUGGGUCCGUCUCCUGGUCAGUCUACAGAAGACAGUUUGAGGCAGCUGCUAAGGUUAACAAAUGGGGCAGCGAGGAGGAAAAAGCGACCGCUCUAGUACUGGCCCUUAGAGAAAAGGCUUCCGAAGUACUCCAAUCCAUUCCAAACCAGCAGGAUUAUGUUGCUAUCGUCCAGGCUAUGGAGCUUCGAUACGGGGACGAGCACUUACAGGAAGUUUAUAGGGUCCAGCUGAAGACCAGACAACAGCGGGUCAGUGAAACCCUACAAGAGCUAAAGACGGACAUUGAACGACUUGCCCAUCUGGCAUACCCCACAGCUGCACAGGAGUUCCUCGAAGUAAUCGUCACUGAUGCCUUCAUCGAUGCCGUUCGAGAUCAAGAGCUAAAAAAAAAGUUAUUAAUUAGAGUUAGUGGCAAGCGUAAGGCCAGCGAAGCCCUUGUGUACGCUCUGUCCUAUGAAGCCGCUAAGAACGCAUCCAUCAACAGUCAUCAUGGUAGGAGACAGGAAGUUCAGGAAGAAGAUCUAACACAAGUACUCAGACGGAUGACGGAGGUUCUCGAAGAGUAUAAGCCAAGCCGGUCACAUGGAGCUCAUCAGUUGCUGGAACUUUGGUGAAUCUGGACAUAUACAAAGGAUGUGUAGAAGAACAUCUAAUCAGCAAUAAGCACAGAUCAGAAACGGGUGCAUGGCCUGGAGCCAAUGGCUAUCAGGAAAACUAACAUUAGUCGGCUUCAAGGGGCAGAAACCGGCGAUCCAGGAAAUGGGAGCCCCUGUCAAUGUCACUCCAAUAGCUG
Biomphalaria glabrata is the source of this 1650-nucleotide messenger RNA. RefSeq lists its product as uncharacterized. The transcript is spliced from 2 exons. Bases 347 to 1471 code for a protein of 374 amino acids. The record is from RefSeq and is a predicted model, not a curated record. NCBI's taxonomy places the organism in Eukaryota, Metazoa, Mollusca, Gastropoda, Planorbidae.